Molecule: messenger RNA, 2129 nt
Organism: Manis javanica (Malayan pangolin)
Lineage: Eukaryota; Metazoa; Chordata; Mammalia; Pholidota; Manidae
Gene: CNDP2
Product: carnosine dipeptidase 2
Biological process (GO): proteolysis
Cellular component (GO): cytosol
Molecular function (GO): metallodipeptidase activity
Source: RefSeq, a predicted model, not a curated record
CUGGGAAGGGCCGGCCGCGGAGGGGAGUCCCCGGGGUAGGGGGCGGUGGUCUGCGUCCCUCUCGGCGUCCGGGCGCUGCCCCGAGGCUGGGGGCGUCGGGCUCGAGAACCAGGAACGUCUGAGGUCUGCGGUCUGGCUGGAAGAUGUCUGCCCUCACUACCCUGUUUAAGUACAUUGAUGAAAAUCAGGAUCGCUAUGUUAAGAAACUUGCAGAGUGGGUGGCCAUCCAGAGUGUGUCUGCGUGGCCUGAGAAGAGAGGCGACAUCAGGCGGAUGGUGGAAGUUGCCGCCGCGGAUAUCAAGCAGCUGGGCGGCUCUGUGGAACUGGUAGAUAUUGGAAAACAGAAGCUCCCUGAUGGCUCAGAGAUACCACUGCCACCCAUUUUACUCGGCAAGCUGGGCUGUGACCCACAAAAGAAAACCGUGUGUGUUUAUGGACAUCUGGACGUGCAGCCUGCAGCCCUAGAGGAUGGCUGGGAUAGCGAGCCCUUCACCUUGGUGGAGCGAGACGGCAAAUUGUAUGGGAGAGGCGCAACUGAUGACAAGGGGCCAGUGGCUGGCUGGAUCAACGCCCUGGAAGCCUUUCAGAAAACGAAUCAGGAAGUUCCAGUCAAUGUCCGAUUCUGUUUGGAAGGCAUGGAGGAGUCGGGCUCUGAAGGCCUAGACGAACUGAUUUUUGCCCAGAAAGACACGUUCUUUAAAGAUGUGGACUACAUCUGCAUUUCCGACAACUACUGGCUGGGAAAGACAAAGCCAUGCAUCACGUACGGUCUCAGAGGCAUCUGCUACUUCUUCAUCGAGGUGGAGUGCAGUGACAGAGACCUCCACUCGGGCGUGUACGGUGGCUCCGUGCACGAGGCCAUGACGGAUCUCAUUGCACUGAUGGGCUCCCUGAUGGACAGGAGGGGGAAGAUCCUCAUCCCGGGCAUCAGCGAGGCCGUGGCCCCUGUGACAGAGGACGAGCUGCAGCUCUAUGACAAGAUCGACUUUGACCUGGAGGAGUACGCCAGGGACGUGGGGGCGGACACCCUGCUGCACAGCUGCAAGAAAGACAUCCUGAUGCACAGAUGGCGGUACCCGUCCCUCUCCCUCCACGGGAUCGAAGGCGCCUUCUCGGGGUCGGGGGCCAAAACCGUGAUUCCCAGGAAAGUGGUCGGCAAGUUCUCCAUCAGGCUUGUACCAAACAUGACUCCUGAGGUGGUCAGCGAGCAGGUCACAACCUACCUGACUAAGAAGUUUGCUGAGCUGCACAGCCCUAACAAGUUCAAGGUGUACAUGGGCCACGGCGGGAAGCCCUGGGUGUCCGACUUCAACCACCCACACUACAUGGCUGGGAGAAGAGCCCUGAAGACAGUGUUUGGCGUUGAGCCGGACCUGACCAGGGAAGGCGGCAGUAUUCCCGUGACUCUGACUUUUCAGGAGGCCACAGGCAAGAACGUCAUGCUGCUGCCCGUGGGGUCGGCCGAUGAUGGCGCGCAUUCCCAGAACGAGAAGCUCAACAGGCACAACUACGUGGAAGGAACCAAAAUGCUGGCCGCGUACCUGUAUGAAGUGUCUCGGCUGAAGAACUGAGGCAGGCUUCCCACAUGCCCCGCCCACCGCCCUCACUCUCCAGGUGGUGCAGGAAAGCAGAGCGCGUCUCUCCCCAUCCCUUCGUUAUCACUUGGGUGCCCAGGAUGACGCGAGAGCAUCACUUGUCUCGUGCGUGGAGUUACAUGUGCUGCACAGUUAGAGGUUUUCAGUCCUGGGGCAUUAAUGGCCCCGAGUCACAGCCGAGUUCUCAGAUGCUGUCAGCACCACCCAGUCUCGGGGAAGUAGCCCCGGCCUGGGGGGCACGAGCCCCGUGGGAGGUCCUGGCUGUCCUCCUGUGGGCCUCGCGGGGCCUUGGCGCGUUCUGGUCCAUCUCUCCUGCCCGGCUCAGGGCCGUGCAUACUGGGGAUAUUUGGUCAGGCACGUCUGACGCCUUGAGGGGCCCCCUCCUGAUUACUGUCUGUUGUGCACAUUCUGUCCUCCAGACGUCAGCCGUCACUCAUGUGUCCUGUCUUCUCUUCAUUGUGAUCUCAGACCUUAACCUGCCUGGCCCGACUGUUUGGUCUCAGUCUGUACCACUAAAUAAAAAGUAAACACGAA